Messenger RNA from Chara braunii, 5559 nucleotides. NCBI's taxonomy places the organism in Eukaryota, Viridiplantae, Streptophyta, Charophyceae, Charales, Characeae. The record is from the annotation of a GenBank genome assembly.
UCCUUUCUUUAUUUUUUUAAUUGGCUUUUGUAAUGGCUUCCUGAGUUAUUUGACACUUCUUUUUUCACUCUCUCUCCACCUGAACUUUGAAUUCAGUUUUCGCAUAACUGUUCCACUCCUUGGGAUGGCGGUCAUUCCCGUUGACGAGCAUCAUGGUGACGGUCCAAUCUUUCUGAUCGGGCUGGGAGCUGACCGAAGACUGCGUAGGUUUUCCCUUACGGAAACUAUUCAGGGGUAUCUUGGUGUGGAAAGUCGAAUAAAGCUUCCCGAUCUUGAGACUGCAGGACAUGCCAAGCUUGGGUCUGCUGUGGCCAUUUCUCAAGACGGAGGGAUGCUGGUCACCGGCGCUUGUGAUGGAACUCUUCACGUGUAUCCACUUCAGGGCAAGAGGUUUCCUCUCGUACCGUCGGAUGUACGGGUGUUAAGGCUCCAUGACUCAUUCGUAGGUGGUGUCCUCACGAUCGUGAUCGCUGGUGGCCGCAUUUUUACUGCUGGAUGCGAUGGUGCGAUUUUUGCUUGCGACGGUGCGGAAACUGCAGCUUUGAGGGUGCAGGCCCAGUCCAGGCUCAGAAGCAUUGGAGGCCUGACAAGGCGGGAGAGAGGAAGUUCUGUGCAACGCAGGGAUGAAGAUCAGGGAGCCACUGGAAAGACUGCAAGGGAGUGGGAUGACCGUGCCAAGGACGUGGAUGAACCUGAUCGUCCGAAUGAGCUUGACAUUCUGGAGCAAGAGGCAGAAGAGAAGGAACAGAUGAAAGAGUUGACACUGGUAUCUGGGAAGGCUAUUGUGAGAGCAAGGCUUGCAGCUCUCCGCUCCAAGGUGCUCCAGUUUCAGAAGAUGAAUGAAGAGGUGCCAGAGUUACAUAAGCUUCCUCAGCUGGAGUUUGUGCUAGACCUGAAAAGGAAGGAGGUCCUUAUCCUUGAGAGUCAGCUGGAGGUUAAGAGAGCGAAAUAUGAGAUGAUGCUGCAAAACGCAAAGAAAAUGUUAGUACGUAAACGGAUUCGGGAAGAAUGCUGGGACACGAUGCAAGCACGAGGCACUGCCGUGUUUGCUCUUGCGAAUAAUGCUUCCACAUGCAAUUUCCCUCUGAAGCAAACGGGCAAGCAAGAUAGGUGUGUGCAGAUCGCCAAAAAUUUACGGCUGAUUGAACUUGCUGAGCUGGACGCAAUCAGCAGACCAAAGCCAGUGGCGUUAAGGGGUCAGAUUGGUUUCAAGAGACACAGGAGCCAGGCUACUAAACGGCCUUCGCAGGGCAAGAUAGUGGCAGAAAAUGUCGAUUCGGAUAAGCCGACGGAUGGAGUUAUUGGUGCACAUGAUGAGGGCAAGGAGGACAGUACGAGGACGCCGCCGAGCAAUCCCACUUCGCCUCCGACGGCCGUACUGGACUCCAGAAAGAGCUUUGACAAAGGGUCAAGUGGGCAAGAUGCCCUUGCAACUCAGCAGGCAGAAGUCGCUGUAGCAGCUGCAGUAGCAACAGCAGCUGACCCGCAGCCAACUGCACAUACAACAGAUAGCAGAGAUCGUCAGAUCGCAGAAGAUUCAGAAAUGGCAGAUGAUGCGAUGGAGGUGACGGAAAAUGAUGGCGAGGGUCCAGCCGAGUUCAGUGAACCAGGAGACGAGCUGUCAGGGGAGGAAGAUGAGCCGUCUGAUCAAGCAGACUUUGAACAGGAUUAUGCUGAAGCGGCAGGGUUGAAAGGGAUUUUGUAUGGCCGGUUUGAGCUUGAAACAACAAAACGGAAGAGAAGUCAGAUGUUGCUGCUUCGGACAGUCGUGAUUGAACACUGUAAAGUUUUUAACCAGAAAUUUGAUGAGAUUAAGAAGAGAAAGACCACCUGCAUUGACAAGAUCUCAGAAAUAAAUGGGCGGCUGUCUGAGAUUCAGAAGGACUUGGGAAAUUUCGAGGAGCUUUUCAAGCCCACUAUACAUAACGAAGAGGUAGCAAGCAGUAUAUUUGAAGUCAAGGACUCAGAGGUUAAAGUGGAAGCUUGCUUAUCGCCUGAGGAGAAGCAAAGGCUUCUAGAACAGCAGGGGGCUGAGGAGGACCGCCUGAGGAGUAAACAGGCUGGCAAUAUGGCCGAACGUGCCCUGAAGGACAUGAUGGAUGGUAUGCUCACAAUGCGCCAGGACGAAGAUGCGCUUGAUUCGAAACUGGAACGGCCGGAAUGGAUGAAUGGUGAUCGUCGGAAAAUGACAGAUGAGCAGCUAAAGCUAUUGAAGGAGUUCGAGGCCAAGGAGAAGGUAAUAAAAGAAGAAAAGCAGAGAAGGCGGAAGGGCUUGGAAAUGGAGUACCGCAAGCUGAAAAGUGACGCGCAGGAGCUCAUUACAUCAUUUGACGAUGCGUUGACUGCUCUCUAUCACGAGCGUCUCAAGGUGGAGGCCAUUAUUUAUGCGAUCGAGAUGCGGAUUGUGCGACUUGCAAUUUCGAUAGAGAGCGAGGAGGACUGGGAUGACAGGAGGGAGAGGGACUCUCUGAAAAAGCUGGAAAUGCUCAAAGCAAGCAAGGCACAUACUACUGUAAUAGUGGCGGAUGCUGCACGUCAGGUCCAAAAGUCAAUCAACCCCUUGACUGCUUGUUGGGACAAAACCGGCUGCACAUUCAUCACAGACGGAUCGACAGAUCUUAAGAAGCGGUCGGUCAUGAAUUUCCUAGCAGCGGGGGAGAAAGGAGCAGCUCUGGUGACCACGGCUUACAUGACUGGGAGGAAGAAAAACGCAGCAGCAUUGGUGAAGUUGUGGGAACAGGUGAUGCGGGAGAUCGGGCUCAAACAGAUCAACGCGAUCUGCACAGACAACGCUGAGGCGAACAAGAAGGCGGCGCAGAUCUUGGAGAGGCGGACGGAUAGAGACGUUGCAAGGAUACUAUGGAUGCCAUGUGGAGCGCAUUGCUGCAGUCUGUUGUUGAAGGACCUCAGCAGUUUGCCUUGGGUGAAGGACAAAGUGAAGACGGCGAACACGAUCGUGAAGUUCAUCAGGAACCAUCACGCCACGCACGGUCUCAUGAUGUCCAUCGAUGACUCGUUGUCAUUGCCGCGCCCGACAGAGGUCCGGUUCGGGCAGAUCGGAGCGGAGUGGGAUUCGAAGCCGCACAUGGACAUGUGGGAUCAUCUGUACGAGUUUUUGAGAGAGCCUGUGGAAGGGGAAGUCGGGACAGAUGAACACAUGUCGACACCAAUUGCCAUCAAGCAAGCAACGCGGCGUACGUCUGCGGACUGGUGGACCUUGUACGGUGGGGAUGUUCCACAUUUGCAGCAGAUCGCCAUCGAAGUGUUGGGAAUGUGGAGCACGACGACACCCACGGAGCGGAACUGGGCAUCGAUGGACUUUGUCCAUUCGAAGCGCAGAAACAGUCUCUCACCAGAGUCCUUGGAGAAGCGCAGAAACAGUCUCUCACCAGAGUCCUUGGAGAAGCUGGUUUACAUUCACUGGAACAUGCAGUUGCCGCGUGUUCCAAAUAGCAAGGACAAUGGCUACGUCGAUGUGUGGGGAUCCUUCUUUGAGUCGUUGAUGGAGCCGGCAGCGGAAGAUGGAGCUGCCGAGGACGCCACGGAGGAUGAGACAGCGGACAAUAUGGAGGAGGAAAAGAGGCAAAAACGACUGAAGAAGACUCCAAAAGACCGGAUCCCAAAGAGACUGCUGGAUGACGACUCAAGUGGGAGCAGCGAUCUUGAGGAUCUCGUGUGGAAGGGGAAGUGUUGGAACGAGUCCACUUCCGAGGAGAGUGCCGGUGAAGAUGAUAUUGGGGAGGACUCAGAUUUCGAGUUGGGGGGCAAGCCGGCGGUGCCAGCCACUACGUACGUCGGUCGGAGGCUUAGGAGGGGAGAGAAGGAGGCAGAGGUGCUGCCUUCCGAGGCCAUCGACAGACUGGACACUGAUAUCGAGUUCUUGGCGCACCCUACGCCUGAUGCAGACGAGGAGGAAGCAGCUCGGGCCAAGGCUAUGGCAGAUAGGGAUGCCGCUUUGUUGGAAGAGGUUGCCGACGUGUACAACAAGGCUGCUGCUGAAGACAAAGCUAUGGACAAAAGCUUCAAGAGAGAGUUUGCAGAUUGCGGGGAUGCUGUGGAUUUUCUCUACAGAAUUUAUCGGCGACGUCUUGCACCUGUCAGGGAGAAGAUUGACAGCCUUGUGACGCCAAGAACAGGCAGUUUGGACAAAUUGCCGGCACUGAAACCCACGCACACGCCAGGACGUCUUACACCACAUUCGCAGCGCAAUGCUGAUGGGAGGGUGGCCACACCGGAUAUGAUAAAAGCGGAGAGGGAGAAGAAUCUUGCAGUGGAUCCUGUAGCAGACAGGCCAGAGAGAAUCGAUAAUAAUCAAUGGGCACGGUUCGUUGAGGCUCGUAACCGAAAGAUUGCAAUGGAGGAUGAGGUCGCAAAGAAGGCCGAGGUAGUGGCUGUUCUACAGAGACAGAUGCAGGUGCUCAUGGACGAAGAUGAUGCCAACCGAAGAGGCAUAGAGGAAAACCUUCGCCUCAUUGCCGAACUGCGUGAAAAUCGUGACAAGAAGCGACGAAACAUGGAGAUCCCGAUAUUAAUCAAGCAAGGACUCGUAGAGAUUGACAUGAGCCCAUUUGCUGACGAACUGGCGAGGGCGAUCCUUCUGACGAGGUCAAGUGUUGAGGACGUCAACGAAAUAGUGCGGAGGCAUGGCAACCAGAAGGUCGAAAUUUUGGUUAGGAUCAAGAAUCUGAAGCAUGGGAAUUAUGUGACUCGGUGGGAGAAUCGACGGCUGGAGAUGAUUGAGUCAGACACUGCUGAUCAAAAUAAGAAGCUGCAGCUUCUCCGUGUGACGAAAGCCCUUCAAGCCAUGAUUAAAUCCGACGGCCGAUCAAUGAUGUUCGAAAAUGAGGUCGCUCUUCUUGAAAACAGGGUAGAACAUUCUGUUCUUGUCCGUGAGAAACACGUUCUUGAGAGGCAGCAACACCUAUUGAAAAUGGAGAAAAAGGCAAGACACACAUGGUCUCACACGCAUGAAAUCACCAGGCGCGUUGGACUCUUGCAGGCACAGUACGACGCCUACUAUUGCAUAACACACAAACAAGCCGUCUCAAAGGACCCGUUGAUCGAUUACCACACACAGCACCUGAUGUUGCGGAGAAGGCUGAUCACUAUAGCGACGAAGCAACGUGAAGCUAUAGCUAGUCUUUCGUACGAUCUGGAUCGGGUGCGCCACCGCACUUACCCAAUUUUCAAUCACAUAAUACAACAGAACCUGGUUCAAUGGAGGAGGCAGCUGAUGAGAGAUUCCCCACGUGCAAUGCUACCGCACAUGAAGUUCGUCAACAUGAUGCAGGGCUAAGAUGGACACGAGAGAGAGAGAGAGAGAGAGAGAGAGAGAGAGAGAGAGAGAGAGAGAGAGAGAGAGAGAGAGAGAGAGAGAGUACUGAGUGAACCGGUUAGACCAAAUAGGCUCGCUUUCUUCAUGGGCAAGACCUACCAGCUUGCCAACUGGAAGUUCUGAUCGGUGAGCAAUAGGUAAUAAUCUCAUAGUUGGUUGAAAUGACGGACCGGAUUGCAAACCUGGUCCACUGGUGGUGCAGAUAACAAAUCGGGACCCCGUAG